This is a messenger RNA of Hypanus sabinus (Atlantic stingray), 6409 nucleotides long. It is a transcript of the gene osbpl2b, whose product is annotated as oxysterol binding protein-like 2b. Bases 927 to 2348 code for a protein of 473 amino acids. The record is from RefSeq and is a predicted model, not a curated record. The transcript has 15 exons. Gene Ontology annotation, cellular component: intracellular membrane-bounded organelle; cytosol; membrane. Lineage: Eukaryota; Metazoa; Chordata; Chondrichthyes; Myliobatiformes; Dasyatidae. Gene Ontology annotation, molecular function: cholesterol binding.
ACUGGCAAGCUGUUUGCACAGUUGAAGGUUUCUGUUUAAUAAAUGUCUGAAAUAGGUUCAAACAUCGAGUGAGAUUAAUUCGCCGAAACUGGAUUUGGCAGAAUAAUGACUGGAGACCAAGAAAACAUCGCCCAGCCGAGGCGAGAGCGUCAGCCGAAGUCUCGCGAGAAGUGGCGUCUGCUGACACCCAGCCGUUUGUUUUCGGGCGAAUGACGGCGGCUGGCGGAUGGGCCCGAGAACGAGCCGCGCUGAGUAACGGCGUGACACCGCAACGCUUCACUCUCACACAAUGCAGUGUUCAGUCAUCAGGCGCACCUGGCCUCAACUGUCGUUACCCGACUCUCGCCCUGGACCCUAACGAUAAGCUGUUUUAAAGAAAAGGGGGUGUGUGAGAGAGAGAGAGAAAAAAUCACAGCGUCCAUUUCACACGCACGAAACGGCGGUUGGCGAAGCUCGAGCUCUCCCAGCGGGCUGUCCGCCUCCUCCCCCGACCUGAACGCCCGCCUCCCUUUUCCAUUGGUUUCAAGACGUCACAAGACCUCGCCAUUGCCCGAAGCGCGUCCGUCAAUAGGUCCACGUCGCUGUCAUUCAGCCGGGGUGGUUGCGUUUCCGCCUUGGUGCUGCUUUGGAGCCCUUGACAACUUGAUGUUGGGAGUAUUAUCCGAUCAGAGGCGAAUAAGAACAGUCUAAGUGAAAAGUCUUGACUGGAAACAUUGACCAUCCAUUUCACUGCCCAGAUGCUACCUGACCUACUGAGUUCUUCCAGCAUCUUAUUUGUUGCUCCAGAUUGCAGCAUUUGCAGUCUUUUGUGUCUCAAUGGUUGUGAACAUCUUGAAAAAUAAAGAAGCUAAAUUCAAUAGAGUAUCCAAGGAGAAUUAUGUACUAACGUGCCUUUGUUGGAAAGCAGGAGUUUUUCCAAAGGGAGGAUGAAUAGUGAAGAAGAAUUUUAUGAUGCUGUUACAGGUUUUGAAUCAGAUGAUUCUGAAACUAGGUUGGAGAGUUUUUCUAGCAAAAGUGGGAGCAGUACAUCUGAACAGAAUGUUCGCAACCAAGGUUUGACCCAAGAAAAUGGAAUUAAGAAAUAUAGAAAUGCAUUACCAGCUCCAAUGUAUAGUAGAAAUCAAUUAAGUUUAUGGAGCAUUUUAAAGAAGUGCAUUGGAUUGGAGCUGUCAAAAAUUACUAUGCCUAUUAUAUUUAAUGAGCCUUUGAGCUUUCUACAACGAAUUACAGAAUACAUGGAGCACACGUACCUCAUUCACAAGGCCUCACUGCUUUCUGAUUCGGUGGAGAGAAUGCAGACGGUGGCUGCAUUUGCAGUUUCUGCUGUUGCUUCACAAUGGGAAAGGACUGGUAAACCAUUCAACCCACUACUAGGUGAAACCUAUGAACUCAGAAGGAACGAUCUUGGAUUCAGACUUGUAUCUGAACAGGUUAGCCAUCACCCGCCAGUCAGUGCAUUUUAUUCAGAGGGCAUCAAUAAGGAUUUUGUUUUCCAUGGUUCCAUUUAUCCAAAGCUUAAAUUUUGGGGAAAGAGUGUUGAAGCAGAACCACGAGGAACUAUUACAUUAGAACUUAAAAAGCAUAACGAGGCCUAUAGUUGGACAAAUCCUUCAUGUUGUGUACAUAAUGUAAUAAUUGGCAAACUGUGGAUAGAACAAUAUGGAACUGUAGAAAUUAUGAAUCACAGUACUGGUGAAAAAUGUUUACUGCAUUUUAAACCAUGUGGGCUCUUCGGUAAAGAACUACAUAGAGUUGAAGGAUACAUUCAAGACAAAAGUAAAAGGAAGGUAUGUGUAAUAUACGGCAAAUGGACUGAAUGCUUGUGGUGUGUGGACACUAACACAUAUGAGACCUACAAAAAAAAUGAUAAAAAGAGUGGAGACCAGAAGAAAGCUAAGGAGACAGAAGAUGUUGUACGAUCUGAAAAUGACGAAGCUGACGACAUGCCUGAAAUCCAGGAAACUGUACAAGUUAUUCCCGGAAGUAAACUACUCUGGAGGAUAGCAGCAAGGCCUUCACACUCUACUCAGAUGUAUAAUUUCACUAAUUUUGCAAUGAUGUUGAAUGAACUGGAUGAAGAAAUGCAAAGUGUUUUGGCACCAACUGAUUGUCGUUUUCGACCAGAUAUCCGAGCAAUGGAAAAUGGAAACAUGGAUUUUGCUGGUGCAGAGAAAGAAAGAUUAGAAGAGAAACAACGGGCUGCUCGUAAAGAGAGAGCCAAAAAGGAAGAAGAAUGGAGAACCAGAUGGUUUCGACAGGAUAUCAAUCAGCAUACACGAACAUUGGACUGGAUUUAUACAGGGAAGUAUUGGGAAAGGAAUUAUGAAGAUUGCCCUGAUAUUUACUGAAGAUUUAAAUUCUCCAAAUUUUGUUGAAUGUCGAUCAAAUGACUUUAACAUUUCUACUACUUCUAAAUCUUCUACCUGAUCUAUCUGUUUGCUUUUUAUUUCGUCUUACUCAUACUGAUGUCAAUACCAGAAUCUCUUAACUAUAAUGUUUUAUGUGCAAUAAGGUUUUGGAAAAGUUUCCCCAACCUUCAUUUAUAAAUAAUACAAUGCUAGAACUGUUUGAUGGUAUCUCUAAUCUGGUGUAAUUGAAUUGAGCACAACAGUUGAGUUACCAGUAGAAUCGUUUAGGUGGAUUUUCUGCGGACUUCCCCACAGUUCUCCAAAUGGCCAACUGUAUUGAUUGAUUAAUUCAGCCAUACCGUGUAGGAAGGCAUUGAUUCAACCUUGGUUUGUGCUGGGUUAGGAUUUAGUCUAGCUAAAGCCAUUCCUGGAUUAAGAUUGGAUAAACUGGUGAGGGGAUUCACUGGUACUAUACAUUGGUCCUUUCUUGAAGCAUGUAUUUAUAAACAAAAGAAAAGGACAAAUAUUUGGUGCAGUUCUAAGGUCCACUAGGGUGAAAGAGCUUGCAGUUGGUCACUACAAAGACUCGCAGAUGGAAUUUGGCCUCUUGGAUGGAGUACCAUAGAGCAGCUGCUGUGCUUGCAACUACAGAGAAUGGCAUCUUCAAGAGAAAAUGGAGGAAAAACUGAGCAAGAAAGAAGAGAUUAAUGAAUUUGCUUUACCAGGGCUUAUGACUUGAAACCAAGUACAUAUGUUUUAAAUAUUUAGUCAAUAUAAAUCUAUAUAUGUAGGUCUGAAUAAAAGUUAUAAUUCCACUAGAAAAGUAUAAACAUUAACUUUGUAUUGUUUAUUUUUCCUUUUGUUCUCCCAAAAUACAGUAUCACAUUGGAGCAGAAGUGGUGAUCUUUUUAUAUAAUGAUUGCAGUUUAUUGAGAGUUUUAAUUAAACAUGUUGGGAAUUGGGAAGAAUUUUUUUUUAAAUCAGACUGUAAAUAUAUUCCCAGUAAUCAGAAUAUUCUGCUGGGUGCUAUGUUAGAUGCUAUCAAUGAACCUAUAAUUGGUGAAUGGGAUUGAAAUACACAUAGCUGUCAAGCAGCCUGUAAACAAAAUAUUCAGUGGUGUUGCACGUCUUAAUGUUAAAAAAAAUCAUACGAGACCUUUCUUCAUUUUUUUUUGCUGCAAUAGUGAAUAAAUUUUUUCACCUCUGUUUUUGUGAUGGUCAAUUGAAAUUUGGAGUUUUAAUCUCCCCUGUAUUCCUUGUCCCGUAUAGAUAAAUUCCACUACUUUUUGUUGGCUUGGAUAACGAGUUAAUGUAAUAUCUUCUAUCAUUACUCAAUGUCUUCAGUUAAUUAGCCCACACAUCAGUGGGAAAGGCAUUUUGGAAGUCUUAAAGGUGAGAGUACAAAUGUCAGCAGUGAGCUAUCCAUUUUUUUUAAAUCUGAAAUUGUUAUCCCUCUCUGUGAGAGUGAUUCUGUAUUUUUAACAAUUGCUCUUUUGCAGUGAUCCACUUUAAUGCAUGAUUUGAAUGUCCCCAGAUAUGUACAGUUUUAGAAGUAUAAAACCGCUGCUUGCAUCAUUGUUUACAUAAAAAUUACUAAUCCAAAAAUGGUCAAAAAGUUUGUAUCUGUAAAUGUUUUAUUGCCAAAAUGAUUUUUUUAUUUAUGUGCAUGUAAUUUGUUGUUCCAAAGCCAUACUGUUAUUUCAACUUGAAUUCACACAUAUAAUUUUCUGAAUUAGGGUAUCAAAUUGUAUUUAAGAAAAGUAUAUUAUCACUGGGCUUGAAAUGAUGGGAAAUUUUAUUAAUAAAUUGGUAAAUCCUAUUUACUAACUGUUGUGAAUCAGUAAGAAUUCUGAAAGUUAAAGAACAGCAAUAGUAAUCCAGUUGAUAAGCAGAAAUAAUUCACUAUAAUGGAAGCAGCAGUUUUAAAAAAUACAAUCACUAUUUAAUUUCCCCUUGUGCAGCCCAUCUAGAUCUAAAUGGGUAAGGUGGAAGAAUGGGUGUGUUUUGGGAGAUAGGUAGGGCAAACCCUGAGUUUCACCCCAAAUCCCAAACUGUCUGUAAGAGCUUUGAAAAGGUAAACAAUGAUGAUGAAGAAGAAUGGUUCUAAAACUUCAACAGACCUUUUAAAAAAUAUUUUUUAAAUUGUCAGCUUUUUUCCAAUUGUAUUGAAGAAUAUAGAAUUACUUUCACAGCAGCAGGCACUCAUGUACAGUUGUGCCUCUGAGGCUCAACAAAUGUAAAAAUAUGAGGUUAAGGUUUUUCUAGAUGUAAUCUAACAUGUUUUGGUACUAUUUUUAAUCUCCAAAUUGUUAAGGACAUUUCCAUCCUGUUAAUCUGGUGUUGAACUAGAAUUGUUCUGUUAUUCAUAUUAGGGUGUAAAUGAGUAAAUUGCAUAUGCAGCAGUCUCCCUUAUUAACUUAACUGUUUUAAUAAAAGAAUUAAAUAAUAUUCUACACACAUAUAAAUGGAGGUAUUUUACCCAGAGGGAGCAUUGUUUGGUAAGGGUAUUUAAAUUUGCAUGUUAGAUACAUAUUACUUAAGAAAUAAAUCACAGCACUAAGCUAUAUAAUGUACAAUAUUUUUGUCCCAAGGAGUUUUUUGCCUCUAGUACAGAAGCUGUAAUGCAUGAAACUUGGACAUUUACCCAGAUCUCACAUAAUUUGGAAGUUUGUAAAUAAAAUGUAUUAUUAUGUGACAGGAAACAAGUGGUUGUUGUAAGUGGUGGUUUGGAAAGAAUAGAAUGAUGUAUUUAAAGAUGCCUUAUUUAUUUUUGCUAUCACAUGGGCUGAUGUUUCAAGCUAUCAAAAGUAUGAUACAGACUUUUCUGUUCCUUCCAUCUUUAAUUUUAGCUAAACCUUUUUUGAAUGUUGCUGAAAUGAUCUAGCUUUGUGGUACAUCCAAAAUUUAAGAGUAUAACAUGGUAAAACACUUUAUGGUACUAAAGAUUUGAAAUAUAUAUAAAAAGGUAAAGAAGAAUUGAUUUUAUUUUUGGUAGUUAUUAAUUACUGGCCAAAUGGUAAUUAAAGGGGACAUUGUCUCAUUUUCACAUCAAACUUGUAGAUCUUGGCCUUUUUAAAUAUAGUAUUGUGACCUAUACAAUUGUCACAACUUGAAUUAUGUUCUUAGUAAUUCUAACUUUGUACAGAGUAAUAUUUCUUCCCAGCUUCUUCUCUCCCAAAAUAAACUGUUAAGUUAAAUGACCUGUUCUGUUUUCCACACUCUGUAAAACUGGUACUUUCCAAAUUACCCACAUGUAAAUGUUGUUCCUCUAUAUAACAUUUUUAAACAAGAUAAUGUCAUUUUAGCUCAUGAGUUGCGUUUAUUUGAUUUUUUUUACGAAACUGAAGUUCUGUUUGCUAUCUAGUUUACAAUUGAAUAAUCGUGUACACUGAUUUGUAUACGUUAUCGAGCUACAAGAGUUCAACUCAUUUUACCUUCUUAGACAGCUGCUUCUCAGUUGAAUUGUUAAACAGUUAUUUCUUUGCCUUACUAAAUGUUGCAUGAAGAGUUCAGUUCAUAAAACAAACACUUAUGUAAAAUUGACUUAUUUUUAUAAUAUUUAAAUGUCAAGGCCCAUUAAUAAAGCUUCAAAUCAGUUGUAAUAUUUUUUUCAGAAGAGCCUGCAUUAUUCUAAAUUAAUGUAUGUUAACAAGUCAAAAUGUAAAAAUAUUAAAAAUAAAACAUUUUUGAAGUGUUUGCCAAUUUUUGUUAAGCAACUGUGGUGUGAUAGAAAAUAAUUUGUUUGUGACUGGUGAACUAUUUAUAUUGAAAAAGUUGUCACCAUUCAAGUGUAGAUUUAAGAACUUACUACUUUUUUAUUUAAUUCACGUAACAUCUGCACUAAACAUAAUUAGGGAAAAUGGUGUUGGGGGUGGGGGAGGGUGGAUAUUACUGGAUCAAAACAGGAAAGUGUAAUUGAUUCCUUAUUUAAAAGUCAGUCUUUCUGACCAAAGUAUGGUUUAGUGUUAACUAUUAUGUAUAAUUGAAUAAUAGGGGCUAUUUGCGUAAAUGUAAUGACUGAGACAGGAGAGCUUCUCAUUAGUCAAAGAAUAAGGAAACAA